This is a messenger RNA of Oreochromis aureus, 8400 nucleotides long. It is a transcript of the gene lrrc66, whose product is annotated as serine-rich adhesin for platelets. Gene Ontology annotation, cellular component: nucleoplasm; nucleolus. Gene Ontology annotation, molecular function: protein binding. Bases 104 to 7966 code for a protein of 2620 amino acids. The transcript is spliced from 5 exons. NCBI's taxonomy places the organism in Eukaryota, Metazoa, Chordata, Actinopteri, Cichliformes, Cichlidae. The record is from RefSeq and is a predicted model, not a curated record.
AUCAGAACUUGCUUGAGACAGCUGAAGUAGAGCUCUCCGGGUGUGAAGAGUCACAAGGUUUCAUGUCAGUUUGGCAAAGAGUGGACGCACAGGGCAGCUUGUGAUGGCAGCACCGCAGGGGCCAUUUUUGGCCGCUGUGUUAGUCCUUGUGUCUUCGCUUCUCGGCUCCUCUUCCUCACUUGCCUGUCUGCAGUCCUGCACCUGUCAGAGUGCUUUCCUGUUGAACUGUUCCUCAGCUGGCCUUUCCUCGGUGCCCCAGCACAUCCAGGACUCUGUCACGGAGCUGGACUUUUCUCAUAACCUCCUCAAAUCUGUAACAUUUCACCAGCCACAUUAUAACCUCAGGAGUGUGUGGCUGGGAAACAACGGUAUCACACGUUUGUCCCUGUGCACUGGAAGAAACCUCGGUGGUCCACAUCUUAGAGAUACAUAUCGCUCAAGACCUUGGAACAGACAGAAAUGUGUACCUUGGGCCCCCACCCUGCAGCUGCUCUCUGUGGAGAUGAAUCAGCUACGCCAACUCCCAGAGGGGCUGGAGGGUAUUGAAUCCUUGGAGGUUCUGCAGCUCUCUUUCAACAGGAUCUCAACUCUACAACUGGGAGAACUUAGCCAUCUUCAGCAACUGAAAGAGUUACACUUACAACAUAACCUCAUCACAAGUCUCCAUCCACAGAUGUUUCAGGAUUUACCCCAGCUCAAAGUCCUAGAUCUGAGCUUCAACAUGUUGACCAGCAUCCAUCCUUUAAUGUACCUCACCCUGCAAAACAUUGGAACAGACGUUAGGCUGCUUGGAAACAGGUGGCAGUGUGACUGCAGGAUGCACAGUCUGAGACGCCGGAUAGCCUUUGACAGCAGCAGAGGCCUGCAGGUCUGGAGCAUCAUGUGUGCUUCUCCAUCCACCCUCUCAGGCAGAGAUCUGCUUCAGCUGCAGGAUGAUGACCUGAACUGCCUCAGUACUGCUAACAUCCCAGAGCUCCAUCAGGAUGUGACAGUCCAGAGGGGCUCCGAGAUACUGCUGUCCUGUUCAGCAGAAGACUCAGUGUGGUGGACGCCCAAUGGAAAAGCGUCUGUGAACCAGCCUGAUGGUGGUCUGCUCAUCAGUGACAUCACAGAGAGUGACACGGGACUGUAUGUGUGUGUGUCUAAAGAAAAACAGGUUGUGUCUGUUUUUAACCUCCAAAUCAGUCAAAUAGGUGGUGCAAGAAGAAAACCUAGAAGUUUGUCUGAAACCAGCCAAUACAUAAUCCAAGCAGGCCCCACAAAGAGUAUGCGUAAUGGGACAAGUCCAGGAGCUGGAGCAGUUACUCAGUCUGACUUGGCACUGGCUGUGUGUCUAUCUAUUUUCAUCACAUUUCUGAUUGCCUUUAUCCUUGGAGUCCUUGCAAGACCAUGUAUCGAUGCUCUUUGGAAAAGAGUCACCGAAAAGAACAUCAAUACACGGUCCCGUGAAGCUAACUCUGCAGUCUCUGUAGAACAAACACAAUAUGACAAUGAGGCCUUCUCCACUGGAGAGGAACUAGAAAUGACAGGACAUCACAGGGAAAGGAGAGUCACAUUUACCACUGUAGACUACAGAGAAGAUGCCAACGUACAGUAUUAUGAUACUGUAGCCAGUGGCAAUCCGGAAAGCAUCUAUAAUAAUGUAGUGAUUGAUUGUGAAGUUAGUGAGGCUCAGAAUAUUAAACAUACUCCUGAAGAUUCAGGAAAUGAAAGUAGCUCACAUCAGAGCAUUUCAGAGGGUAGACUAAAUGAUGGCAGAGAUCACACUAGUGCUGGACAUAGGCACAACAUGGAGUUUGAACCUAUCCCAGAUUCUGUUGAGCUAGAGGAAAAGAGAAGCCGAUCUUCUUCAAGCUCAGAUUCUUCACUAUCUGAAAAAGAAUUCAAAGAGCACCACACAAUGCCCAAGGCUCCUAAGGUCACAGAGGACCCUUUUCAACAGAAAACUGAUUGCUCAAUACUUACAAAAGUAGAGGUGCCACAAAGAUCACUAGAAGGCAAAAGUAAAAUGCCUGGAUUUACCUCUGAGCCAUGGUCACCACACACAACAGACGCUGGUUAUUUAGAGGAAAAUGAAGAACUAUUUGAAUUUAGUGAUUCCGUUCAAAGUCCAUCUCCCAGGUCAGGUAGUAUAAUUGGUUCUUCUAAUAAGUCAAAACUUACUGUGGCAACCCCUUCCAAAAAACACAAGCGGGAUUCUGUGUCCAGCUCCAGCUCAAACACCAAUGAGGAUGAGCCUACACUUUACAAAGCCAACUGUGACCAGCAAAUCAAGCCUGCAGUGAAACCAGAGCACUCGUUUUCCUCCGAUUCCAGUGACAGUGAUAAGGAGCCAGACCAGAACACAGUUGAGCUAGAAAUUGAUAAAGAUAGCACAGUGAAAGUUAAACCAAAGCCACGGACAAAGUGGCGUGAUGUCUAUUCGGAUACCAGUCAGAGUAAGAAUCUGGACGCCAAAGCACCUUCACCAUCUAUAAGCGAUUCAUCCUCUUCCAGCAGUGACAGUGAAGCAGAUUCCAAAGUAGACUCAAGUAUAGACAGAAUAAGCCAAUUCAAAGAGCAUUCACACAUCACCGCUCCAUUACCGGAGUCAAAUUCAUCUUCCAGAAGCAUGAGGAAAGAUUCAGAUAUCAAAGAACCUUCAUCAGCCUCUAGUUCAUCUUCUAGUAGUGAAAGUGAUGAUGAAACAGGCCACAAAGUGCAGCAGAGUGCAGGGAAGUUGGGUAUUGCAUCUCGCCCAUUUCAAGAAUCUCAAACAAAGAGUCCUGAUCCAAAUGCAAAGUGGCCUACCAUUGAUCUUCUACACAUUCCUCAUGUUAAGCGCCGCCUAGAUAUCAAAGCACCAUCAGUAGGUUCUGACACAUCUUCUAGCAGUGACAGUGAGGAGGAAACAACGAAACACAUAAAGAAACAGGAGCAAGGAGGUAUAUAUAUGCCUAUUGUUCCAAAUCGGUCAUCUCAAAAAAUAAAACAAGAGGAUGAAAUUCGAAUGCCUGCCAUUCCUCCUGAGCGUCCCAGGAGUAUCAAGAAAGAUUCAGAUGUCAAAGAACCUUCAUCAGCCUCUAGUUCAUCUUCUAGUAGUGAGAGUGAAGAUGAAACAGACCACAAAGUGCAGCAGAGUCCAGGGAAGUUGGGCAUUCCACCCCGCCCAUUCAGAGAAUCUCAAACAAAGAGUCCUGAUCCAAAUGCAAAGUGGCCUACCAUUGAUCUUCUACACAUUCCUCACGUUAAGCGCCGCCUAGAUAUCAAAGCACAAUCAGUAGGUUCUGACACAUCUUCUAGCAGUGACAGUGAGGAGGAAACAACGAAACACAUAAAGAAACAGGAGCAAGGAGGUAUAUAUAUGCCUAUUGUUCCAAAUAGGUCAUCUCAAAAAAUAAAUCAAGAGGAUGAAAUUCGAAGACCUGCCAUUCCUCCUGAGCAUCCCAGGAGUAUCAAGAAAGAUUCAGAUGUCAAAGAACCUUCAUCAGCCUCUAGUUCAUCUUCUAGUAGUGAAAGUGAUGAUGAAGCAGGCCACAAAGUGCAGCAGAGUCCAGGGAAUUUGGGCAUUCCACCCCGCCCAUUCAGAGAAUCUCAAACAAAGAGUCCUGAUCCAAAUGCAAAGUGGCCUACCAUUGAUCUUCUACACAUUCCUCACAUUAAGCGGCGCCUAGAUAUCAAAGCACCAUCAGUAGGUUCUGACACAUCUUCUAGCAGUGAAAGUGAGGAGGAAACAACGAAAAACAUAAAGAAACAGGAGCAAGGAGGUAUAUAUAUGCCUAUUGUUCCAAAUAGGUCAUCUCAAAAAAUAAAUCAAGAGAAUGAAAUUCGAAGACCUUCCAUUCCUCCUGAGCGUCCCGGGAGUAUCAAGAAAGAUUUAGAUUUCAAAGAACCUUCAUCAGCCUCUAGUUCAUCUUCAAGUAGUGAGAGUGAAGAUGAAACAGACCACAAAGUGCAGCAGAUUCCAGGAAAGUUGGGCAUUCCACCCCGCCCAUUCAGAGAAUCUCAAACAAAGAGUCCUGAUCCAAAUGCAAAGCGGCCUACCAUUGAUCUUCUACACAUUCCUCACAUUAAGCGCCGCCUAGAUAUCAAAGCACCAUCAGUAGGUUCUGACACAUCUUCUAGCAGUGAAAGUGAGGAGGAAAUAAUAAAGAAACAAGAGCAAGGAGGUAUAUAUAUGCCAAUUCUUCCAAAUAGGUCAUCUCAAAAAAUAAAUCAAGAGAAUGAAAUACAAAGACCUGCCAUUCCUCCUGAGCGUCCCAGGAGUAUCAAGAAAGAUUCAGAUGUCAAAGAACCUUCAUCAGCCUCUAGUUCAUCUUCUAGUGAAAGUGAAGAUGAAAUUGGCCACAAAGUCCAGCAGAUUCCAGGAAAGUUGAGCAAUCCACCCCGCCCAUUCAGAGAAUCUCAAACAAAGAGUCCUGAUCCAAAUGCAAAGUGGCCUACCAUUGAUCUUCUACACAUUCCUCACGUUAAGCGCCGCCUAGAUAUCAAAGCACCAUCAGUAGGUUCUGACACAUCUUCUAGCAGUGACAGUGAAGAGGAAACAAUAAAGAAACAAAACCAAGGAGGUGUACAUAUUCCAAUUCUUCCAAAUAGGUCAUCUCAAAAAAUCAAUCAAGAGAAUGAAAUUCGAAGACCUGCCAUUCCUCCUGAGCGUCCCAGGAGUAUCAAGAAAGAUUCAGAUGUCAAAGAACCUUCAUCAGCCUCUAGUUCAUCUUCUAGUGAAAGUGAAGAUGAAAUUGGCCACAAAGUCCAGCAGAUUCCAGGAAAGUUGAGCAAUCCACCCCGCCCAUUCAGAGAAUCUCAAACAAAGAGUCCUGAUCCAAAUGCAAAGUGGCCUACCAUUGAUCUUCUACACAUUCCUCACAUUAAGCGCCGCCUAGAUAUCAAAGCACCAUCAGUAGAUUCUGACACAUCUUCUAGCAGUGACAGUGAGAAGGAAACAGUAAAGAAACAAGACCAAGGAGCUUUACAUAUUCCAAUUCUUCCAAAUCGGUCAUCUCAAAAAGCCAGCCAUGAGCAUGACAUAAGAAAGCCUGCCAUUCCUCCUGAGCGUCCCAGGAGUAUCAAGAAAGAUUCAGAUAUCAAAGAACCUUCAUCAGCCUCUAGUUCAUCUUCUAGUAGUGAGAGUGAAGAUGAAACAGACCACAAAGUGCAGCAGAGUCCAGGGAAGUUGGGUAUUGCAUCUCGCCCAUUCCAAGAAUCUCAAACAAAGAGUCCUGAUCCAAAUGCAAAGUGGCCUACGAUUGAUCUUCUACACAUUCCUCACAUUAAGCGCCGCCUAGAUAUCAAAGCACCAUCAGUAGGUUCUGACACAUCUUCUAGCAGUGAAAGUGAGGAGGAAACAAUAAAGAAACAAAACCAAGGAGGUGUACAUAUUCCAAUUCUUCCAAAUAGGUCAUCUCAAAAAAUAAAUCAAGAGGAUGAAAUUCGAAGACCUGCCAUUCCUCCUGAGCAUCCCCGGAGUAUCAAGAAAGAUUCAGAUAUCAAAGAACCUUCAUCAGCCUCUAGUUCAUCUUCUAGUAGUGAGAGUGAAGAUGAAAUUGUUCACAAAGUGCAGCAGAGUCCAGGGAAGUUGGACAUGCCACCCCGCCCAUUCAGAGAAUCUCAAACAAAGAGUCCUGAUCCAAAUGCAAAGUGGCCUACCAUUGAUCUUCUACACAUUCCUCACAUUAAGCGCCGCCUAGAUAUCAAAGGACCAUCAGUAGGUUCUGACACAUCUUCUAGCAGUGACAGUGAAGAGGAAACAAUAAAGAAACAAAACCAAGGAGGUGUACAUAUUCCAAUUCUUCCAAAUAGGUCAUCUCAAAAAAUCAAUCAAGGGGAUGAAAUUCGAAGACCUGCCAUUCCUCCUGAGCGUCCCAGGAGUAUCAAGAAAGAUUCAGAUAUCAAAGAACCUUCAUCAGCCUCUAGUUCAUCUUCUAGUAGUGAAAGUGAAGAUGAAGCAGGCCACAAAGUGCAGCAGAGUCCAGGGAAGUUGGGCAAUCCACCCCGCCCAUUCAGAGAAUCUCAAACAAAGAGUCCUGAUCCAAAUGCAAAGUGGCCUACCAUUGAUCUUCUACACAUUCCUCACAUUAAGCGGCGCCUAGAUAUCAAAGCACCAUCAGUAGAUUCUGACACAUCUUCUAGCAGUGACAGUGAGGAGGAAACAACAAAACACAUAAAGAAACAGGAACAAGCAGAUAUACAUAGUCCAAGGCAAGAAACUGAUUUGCUUUACACAAAAACCCAAUAUGUUCAUCAUACUGCAGACAUCAAAUCAGUAUCAUCAGCUUCUGAGUCAUCUUCAAGUAGUGACAGUGAAGAUGAAAAAAGGGGCCAGACAAAGAAGCAGAGUUUGGGCUCAACGGGGUUUCAACAAUCUCAAACCAAACGUCACGAUCCUGUUUACACAUCAAGCAGCUCAGAUGAGGAGGGGAUGGAAGAUUUAAGAAACCGCCCAGUUGUAGUUAAACCAGAUUCAAGAUUGCCUGAAAUGGGCCUCACCACUAUCCCCUAUGUCAAAAAGCGUUUGGAUAUCAAGGCACGUUCACCUAAGUCCUCCUCCAGCAGUGAUGAGAGUGAAGGUCGGACUACAGACCAACCUGUUAAAAUGGAUAGCAACUUAGGGUCUCCAAAUUCUACAUUGUUUAAGUUUCCUCACAUUUCAAAGAAGGAUUCCAAUAUUACAUUAGAAAAGUAUGUUGUUAUAACAGAUGAGUUGAGGGAAAAUCAAAAAGACAACGUCAGCACAACACCAGACAUAAACUCUGAGCUCCAGUCACGAUGGGCCACAAUGAAUCUUGGUGUCUCCCGAUUUAGAAAGCGCCUUGAAAUCACAUCACCGAGUUGUCAACCAUUCAAAUUGCCCUCAUCACCUCCGCCAGACUCCCCUUCUCUGAAUCCUGAAAACAAACCAGUGAAACCCUCUGAUUCCUCUUCCAGCAGCAGCAGUGAAGAUGAGUUAACAGAAAACAGAGCUCCUACAGGCAUGACAUAUGUUGACUUUCCGAUCUAUAAGCGUUCAAUUAUGAAAACUUCAUCGCUACCUGAUAAUUCUUUCUCCCCCAGUGGCCAAAUGGUAAAUGUUGCACAGGAAAGUGAAAAGGACAGAAAUUCAUCACUUGCUCCAAAGAGAGUAUCCAGUCUGCGCUUUGAGGAUGAAGUAAGGAGAAGGAUUGAACAAAGACACAACGCAAAUGUAGAUAUACCACCAGAGAUAAAAUGGACUGGUGUUGGUCAUAAUCUGUCUAAAAUCUCUACACCAGCACUAAAGACUGGUCUGAAUACAACACCUCCACAGCAGGCUUCACCUGCAAAACCAGAACUUCCCCAACUGUACUCCUCCAGCAUUAAAAGUGACAUUAAAAUAAAGCAAGACAGUUGGAAAUCAGAUGUAAAGCCAACACAUAAAUUCUCAUCCAUUAGUACUAAUAGUACUUCUUCUGCAUCCGGAGGUGCUCUUCACAGGCUUUACAACUCACCCAACACCACAUAUGAGAAUCCAAGCCCUCUUUUGCUCUCUGAUAUGAAGGAAAGAAAAGGCCUCAGUGCCCUAAAGGCCAUGUCAUCAGAGAGAAGAAUGUGGGACGUGGAGGAUUUCAGUGGGGAUGUAUCUCCUACAGUUGAUGACCACAGUCCACAAGCUGACACCGGUCUUUAUUAUCGCAAGUCUGAGCCAGACAACAAACCUCUGCCAGCAUUACAUCUCCCCUCUGCUUCAUCAGGUGAGAGAAGAGCUACAGAUUUGUUGUAUAAUGUUCCCCGCUACAGGACCCAUGACAUUAAACCACCACAAGUUGCCCCACCUCCUAUUCCUGUAACACUACCGCCAGAAGAGGCCGUUGGGCUUACAUGGAGAUCUCCACAGGACAAUAAGAAACAAGGCUUGGAAGGAAAUAGAUCCUAUCAGCAACAGAGACAAAACACAGAGGAACCUGUUGUUUCUUCGCUUACACAAGAAUACCCACCAAUCUAUUUAAACACUUCAAACAUCACUCAUGUUUAAUGACAAGUCAAUUCAUGCUAAACACUUAAAAAGCCACCCAGAUGAUAGGCAUGAUUCUUUGAGCUUAAGUUAUCCAGUGAAUGUCAAAAACAUUGUGAAUUGUAUAUUAUGUGUGACUUUGGAAUGAAAUGUAAGCUAUAAUCAUUUGUUGGUCAGAGCUGCCACAGAGCAGUUAAAUGCAGUCUUUAAUGAUGCACCAUGGUUAUCUUUUAUGUUUGACUUAUUUCUGCAAAAUAAGAUGCCAAAUCAGUUAUUUACUUGCAUUCAUGAACAGAAUUUCUGACUUCUGAAGGAAGUCCGGUGUGAUGGCUAAAUUCAGUGAUGUUUAGUUUUAACCUGUUAAAGACUAAAUCAUGAAAUAAUUUACAGAAUUUUUUUGUAUCUCUAAUUGAACAUUUUAGCAAAUAAUAAUAAUAAAACAAUAUAUCAAUUUG